UGCGAUUCAUGAAAGGCUUUCGGCCCAGCACGAAACACUGUUUGCCCAAAUGUUCCAAUGCGCGCACCCCCAUGGAUAGAACUCACUAGGGCCCCCCUACACAUACACAAAUUCCCACAUAACUUUCUCUGACACACAGUCACACCCGGAGGAGCCUGGACAUACAGUUUGAAACUAGAACUUUCUCUGAGGUGGAAUGCUCUUUUUACCUCAAUCGACAGGAAUCUACUGCUGCUUCCUGCUCAUUAUGUUUCUCAAUGUUGAAUUUCAUGGACCUGGGAUCUGGCUAUCUGUUGACCAAAACGUGUAGACGAACAACAAGACACCGACCAAGAGAGAGAAAGGAUGAUGGGGCAGUUACGGAAUACAGAGGAUGGGGGUAUAGUGGAAGGGUUCAAUGCAGAAGAGUUAGAGUGUAAGAUCUGCUACUGUGUCUAUAGCCUUGGGGGGAGGCGGCCCAAGGUACUUGAGUGUUGCCAUCGUCUGUGCGCCAAGUGUCUGACCAAGAUUUUAGACCUUGGUGAGUCACCCCCGAAUGCUGUGGUGUGCCCAUUUUGUCGCUACAUCACCGGUUUGCCUGGGGAGGUGGUGAGCAGUCUACCGGAUGACUGCAACCUGGUAGCAGCACUUUCCCUCCAGAACCGGAACCAGAGGAACAUCCACUACCACCAUGAUAGCCCCACUGAGCUGGUCCUUAGCCCCAGGCAACUGAGCUCGCUGAUGGGAAGCAAUCCCAGUGCAUCCCCCUCCUUGUCUACCUCGACUACUUACUCUUCAAUCCGUGGCUCGCCUAACUUUGUGGUCAUCACCAUCAUGGAGCACCCUCCUCCAUCGCCCCAAGAUCAUGUACUUCACCUGCCCCUCUCUCACCCCCCAGGAGUGGCCACAAUCCAGGGCAGGGAUUACCGUUCCGCCAGCCUGGACUCCAUGGCGUCCGUCACCCAGAGGUGCACAGUGUGGAACUGCGCUGCCCUCCUGUGUCAGACCUCGGCAAGGGCGCUGGUGUGGGUCUUAGGACUGCUCUACUUCAGCUCCUUGCCAAUGGGAGUCUACUUGCUCAUUAUGCAGAAGACAAUUCUAGGGGUGCUCUUGGUUAGCCUAGUCCCCUCUAGCCUUGUUUUGAUCAUGGUCUAUGGCUUCUGUCAGUGCAUUUGUCAUGAGUUCUGGGACUGCAUGCCCACAUAGAACCAUCCUUGUGUAGGUGGGCUGAAAAGAAAUCACCAGAUCUUUAAAUAUAUUUUUCAAAUUGAAUGACAUUGACAAGGGUCACAUGAGAACUGUAAAAUGUUUCUUUUCUUAAAUUUGUAUUCUUUAAUUAUAAUC
Messenger RNA from Hypomesus transpacificus, 1323 nucleotides. RefSeq names its product ring finger protein 182 (gene rnf182). The transcript has a single exon. The coding region runs from base 346 to 1185 and encodes 279 amino acids. Lineage: Eukaryota; Metazoa; Chordata; Actinopteri; Osmeriformes; Osmeridae. The record is from RefSeq and is a predicted model, not a curated record.